AUGAUUUCUCGAGGACGUAGGGUACAAGUAUCCUUAUCGUUGACUCACUGCCGUCCAUCUUUUGUCGGUUCUUCUAAUUUUGCGGUGUUGCAUGGGAGAAGAGCUUCUCUGAUUAACCCCACCAACUACCAGCGACAACCCCUCCCUCACCCCUCCUCAACUACAUUCCUUGUUCCGCAUCGUCUCUUUCGUACCAUGGUCUCCUCCGUUCCCGUCGGACCUUCCGAGGUGGAAUGGCCUGCUCGUCGUGUAAGGGAAACCUUUAUUGAAUACUUCAGAAAAAAUGGUCACACUGUUGUGCCUUCUUCGUCCGUUGUGCCUCUGUCCGAUCCAACCUUGCUGUUCGCCAACGCGGGCAUGAAUCAAUUCAAGGCUAUCUUUCUCGGAACUGUGGACCCUGCAUCGGAUUUCGCAACUUUGAAACGUGCCGUCAAUACUCAAAAGUGUAUUAGAGCUGGCGGCAAGCACAAUGAUUUAGACGAUGUUGGGAAAGAUAGCUACCAUCAUACUUUCUUUGAGAUGCUCGGGAAUUGGUCUUUUGGCGACUAUUUCAAGAAGGAGGCUAUCGCUUUUUCCUGGGAGCUCCUUACUAAAGUUUACAAACUCGAUCCCGAUAGGUUAUACGUGACAUACUUCGAGGGGGAUAAGGCUGGGGGGCUCGAGCCGGAUCUUGAAUCAAAAGAACUUUGGAAAUCCGUGGGUGUUGCUGAUGAUCAUAUUCUUCCAGGGAACAUGAAGGACAAUUUCUGGGAGAUGGGAGACCAGGGCCCAUGCGGUCCCUGCAGUGAAGUUCACUACGAUCGCAUUGGAGGGCGCAAUGCUGCUCACCUCGUCAAUCAAGACGACCCAAAUGUGCUUGAGAUCUGGAAUAACGUCUUUAUUCAAUACAACCGCGAAGCUGAUCGGUCUCUACGGUCUUUACCAAACAAGCAUGUUGACACUGGUAUGGGUUUUGAACGCUUAGUUUCUAUCCUGCAGGACAAGUCAUCCAAUUAUGAUACCGAUGUAUUCACGCCACUCUUUAAGACGAUCCAAGAGCUCACUAGUGCAAGACCAUAUACUGGUGCUUUCGGGGAAGACGAUAAGGAUGGAAUUGAUACUGCGUAUCGAGUGAUUGCAGACCACGUCCGAACACUCACAUUUGCUAUCUCGGAUGGGGGAGUUCCCAACAAUGAAGGGCGCGGAUACGUUGUAAGGCGUAUCUUGAGAAGAGGUGCUAGAUAUGCUCGAAGAUACUUCGAUGUUCCAAUCGGUGAAUUCUUUUCCCGGCUGGUACCGACUCUUAUUCAUCAAAUGGGUGAAGUUUUCCCGGAGAUUAGAAGAAAGGAGACCGAUGUCAAGGAGGUGUUAAACGAAGAGGAGGAAUCUUUUUCUCGCACUCUUGACAGAGGUGAAAAGAUGUUUGCACACUACGCUCAACAGACCAAACUUAAAGGCUCAAAAACACUCAAUGGUACCGACCUUUGGCGUUUGUACGACACCUUUGGUUUUCCAGUCGACCUCACAAGGAUUAUGGCCGAGGAGAGCGCGCUGGAAAUCGAUGAAGCUGAGUUCGAGAAAGCAAAAGCCGAAAGUAAGGAAGCUAGUAAGGGCAGGAAGAAGGCGGGUGAAGCCGAGCUUCUUAAGCUAGAUGUGCAUGAUCUUGGUAAACUGGAAAUGAUGAAGAACGUUCCUAAAACGGAUGACCAAUAUAAAUAUGGGCGGGGAAAUAUUACUAGCCAAAUCAAAGCUAUAUACUACAACAAGCAAUUCGUUGAAAGCACGAAAGACAUACCCGAAGACGCCCAGAUUGGUCUUAUUGUUGACAAAACCAACUUUUAUGCGGAGCAAGGUGGCCAAGAAUACGACACCGGAAAGAUUCUUAUUGACGGACAAGCUGAACUUGAUAUUCAGAAUGUGCAGAUGUACGCAGGAUAUGUUUUGCAUACCGGCUUCAUGAAAUAUGGCUCGUUUUCAGUUCUUGACGAGGUCAUUUGUGAGUAUGACGAGCUUCGCCGUUGGCCUAUCCGCAAUAACCAUACUGGUACUCACGUCCUUAACUACGCUCUCCGCGAGGUUCUUGGCGAGGGUAUCGAUCAGAGGGGAUCCCUUGUUUCGUCGGAAAAGCUCCGUUUUGAUUUCUCACAUAAAACCGGUGUUACCGACGCGGAACUUGAGCAAAUAGAGAAAAUCUCAACGGAUUAUAUUCGACAAAAUCUCGAGGUUUAUGCUAUGGACGUUCCUCUUGCUUCCGCCCGCGAGAUUGAGGGAGUUCGGGCUGUCUUUGGGGAAAUUUACCCUGACCCAGUUCGUGUUGUCUCUGUCGGAGUACAGGUCGAAGAUCUUUUAGCGGAUGUCAAAAACCCUCAGUGGAGGAAGGUUUCCAUCGAGUUCUGCGGUGGUACUCACGUCCAAAAGACUGGAGAUAUCAAAGAUCUUAUCAUCCUUGAGGAGAAUGGUAUCGCAAAAGGUAUUCGCCGAAUAGUUGCUGUUACCGGUGAAGAUGCCCACGAAGUUCAACGCAUUGCUGCCGAGUUUGAGGCGCGAAUAAAGACCCUCGAGAAGAUGCCUGCUAGUGCUUCAAAGGAAGCACAAAUCAAACAAACCCAGGCGGAUCUUAACAAUCUUUAUAUCAGUGCUGUUAAGAAGAGUCAGCUGAAGGAGCGCUUCGCAAAGAUUCAUAAACAGAUGCUUGAUGACCAAAAGGGAAAACAAAAGGCUGAAUUGAAGAAGGCUGUUGAGAUAGUCACCGAGUACUUCAAAGACAAUAGCGAUAAGAAGUAUCUCAUAGCAAAACUACCAAUCAGCGCAAACUCAAAGGCAGUGAGUGAUGCGAUCAAGCACGUUCAGAGUAAAAAUAAGGAUAAGACCGUCUAUCUUUUCGCUGCGGAUACUGUCGAUCAGGGUGCGAAUGGCAAGGUUAUCCAUGCUUGCUAUGUUUCUGAGGAAUUUGCAAAGAAAACCUCAGCAAAAGAUUGGGCUGAUAAAGUCUCCGAAGUGGUUGGUGGUAAGGCUGGAGGGAAGGGUGCGACUUCCCAAGGUAUUGGGAGUAACAUUGAGAAGGUUGACGAAGCGGUUGAAGCUGCAACUAGGUAUCUUGAGGGUCUUUCUCUGUAG
Molecule: messenger RNA, 3096 nt
Organism: Morchella sextelata
Lineage: Eukaryota; Fungi; Ascomycota; Pezizomycetes; Pezizales; Morchellaceae
Exons: 8
Coding region: 1-3096 (1031 amino acids)
Biological process (GO): tRNA modification; alanyl-tRNA aminoacylation
Cellular component (GO): cytoplasm; mitochondrion
Molecular function (GO): ATP binding; amino acid binding; nucleic acid binding
Source: RefSeq, a predicted model, not a curated record